CCCCCCCCUCCCCCCUUUCUUAUUCCCCUCAGAAGCCUUUGGUCGACUUGCGGAGUUUCGCCCGUUUUCCCCCCUCAGGUUUCUUCCCGCCUGGACUGAGGCGGAGAAGACGGGAGAGAGAGAGAGAGAGAGAGAUAGAAAGAAAAGGCCUUUUUUUUCCCCCUCACCUCCGGCGCCUUCUCCUUGGACCGCCAUCAUGCAGGAGCUCAUCGCCAGCGUGGAGCACAUCAAGUUCGAGCUGGAGAUCGCGGUGGAGCAGCAGCUCGGGGCCCAGCCGCUGCCCUUCCCGGGCAUGGACAAAUCAGGUGCUGCUGUCUGUGAUUUUUUCUUAAAGGCAGCCUGUGGGAAAGGAGGAAUGUGUCCUUUCCGACAUAUCAGUGGCGAAAAGACAGUGGUUUGUAAACACUGGCUACGAGGCCUGUGCAAGAAGGGUGACCAGUGUGAAUUUUUGCAUGAAUAUGACAUGACCAAGAUGCCAGAGUGUUACUUCUACUCAAAAUAUGGGGAAUGCAGCAACAAGGAGUGCCCGUUCUUGCACAUUGACCCAGAAUCUAAGAUCAAAGAUUGCCCUUGGUAUGACCGAGGUUUUUGUAAACAUGGUCCCCUCUGCAGACACAGACAUACUCGGCGGGUUAUUUGUGUAAAUUAUCUGGUAGGCUUUUGUCCAGAGGGGCCUGCUUGCAAAUUCAUGCACCCUAGAUUUGAACUUCCUAUGGGAACCACCGAGCAACCACCAUUGCCUCCACUAACACAACCACAGCAAAAGCAAAAUAACAACACACCAUUACAAAGGUCUUCAUCCCUCAUCCAGUUAACAAGUCAGAACUCCUCUCCCAGCCAGCAGAGGACUCCACAAGUAAUUGGAGUUAUGCAAUCUCAAAACAACAGCAUAGGAAACAGAGGGCCUCGGCCCUUAGAGCAGGUGACCUGUUAUAAGUGUGGCGAAAAAGGACAUUAUGCCAACAGAUGUACCAAAGGACAUUUGGCUUUUCUUAGUGGACAGUGAAGCAACAAACUAUAGCAUUUUUUUAAUAUGGGAGCCAAGUUAUACUUCAUACCAUCUUGAACUGUUCUACCUUUUUAAACAUCGAUACCAAAAGGAC
Pogona vitticeps (central bearded dragon) is the source of this 1103-nucleotide messenger RNA. RefSeq names its product cleavage and polyadenylation specific factor 4 (gene CPSF4). Gene Ontology annotation, molecular function: zinc ion binding; RNA binding. The record is from RefSeq and is a predicted model, not a curated record. Lineage: Eukaryota; Metazoa; Chordata; Lepidosauria; Squamata; Agamidae.